This is a messenger RNA of Syngnathus typhle (broad-nosed pipefish), 1324 nucleotides long. RefSeq names its product LysM, putative peptidoglycan-binding, domain containing 1 (gene lysmd1). Lineage: Eukaryota; Metazoa; Chordata; Actinopteri; Syngnathiformes; Syngnathidae. Bases 351 to 962 code for a protein of 203 amino acids. The transcript has 3 exons. The record is from RefSeq and is a predicted model, not a curated record.
CGCAAAGCAUUAUGGGAAGUGUCACUUUUACAAGGCAGCCAUGGCAACGUAUGGCGGGCAGCAGGCAGGAGACGGCCGGCCUAACUUUUGUCUUUUUUUUCUGCUGGAUGGUUCCGCCCCUUUUGUCUCUUUUUAAUUUGCUUUUCUUUUAAUGCGCCUCUCCUUUACCUUUCUAUAUCAUGUUGACUCGACUUUUUUUUCUAGGUGACGUCACGAAAGUUCCCUCGCUCGUCAUGGCGGAGCGCCGAUGAAGCAGUUUAUUUGUUAAUCGAACAAACAGCCAUGUUUGCUUCUCUACGAUUCUACGAAAGUUGACUUGAUUCGAGUGAUUACUUCCGCUCCUCGCCGUCAUGUCGGCGGGGAAGGAGCCCGCGGACGCCGGUGGGAACGGCCUGUUGCGAGGCGGUCGGAGCAGCAAGUCUUACGGCAGCCUGGUCCGGUCCAAUGUGUCUCCGGUCCGACGGAGACCCAUCGAACAUUGCAUCCAGCCCGGCGAAACACUUCAAGGCCUCGCCCUCAAAUAUGGAGUCACUACAGAGCAAAUCAAGCGAGUCAACCGUCUGUAUACCAACGACUCCAUCUUCCAAAGGAAGUCCUUGUCCAUCCCUGUGCCGUCACGCUCGGAGGCUCACCAAGAGGAGGAGGACCAAGGUGAACGCUUGAACCAUGAGCUGUUCCGGGAUGAUAAGAGCCCGACGGCGAGCCCCAAAGAGUUGACGGCGACGGAUUUCUUAAGCCGAUUGGACGGCGUUAUCAGCGAGUCCAAGCGGGCGGCCGCCAGGAGAUGGCAGGAUGCAGAGAAGAGGCUGGCCGAUCUAGAGGCGCUUUGCUCCAGCAGGAUGAACGAGCGUCCGGCGGCGGCGCCGCCGCCACCGUCGGCCGCCGCCGCCGCCGUGCCGCUCACCGCCACCAAGCUGACAAUGAAAUUGCGGGAGCGAGAGGACGACAUCUUUGAGCUGUGAAGCCACAACGCUAACAUAGUCUGACACUGAACCUGGGUAUGCUUUGAAAUCUAUCUUUUUAACACUAUUAGAUCCAUAUGUGGUAUGCGCCUCUAUGCGACAUGUCACAUGGAGGCAAGUCACAUGGUGGCGGUCACAUGAUGGCGAUCACGAGAGCGUGCCUCACAGGCCCUACAUGCACAACAAUAGGCAAUAGUGUUCUCCGCUUAUUAACUUAUUCACCAAAAACUGAAGCUUUUUGACACAGAGCACAUGAGUAUGACUAAUUCAUUUAAACAUGUUGAGAUGGAGGGAGGGAGGGAGGAGUGUGAUCAAUCUGUCUAUGUAGCUUUUGUAAAGUUUAAUAAACAGUCUAAAAAGUA